Caenorhabditis angaria is the source of this 2833-nucleotide messenger RNA. Lineage: Eukaryota; Metazoa; Nematoda; Chromadorea; Rhabditida; Rhabditidae. The record is from the annotation of a GenBank genome assembly.
AUGCGAAUUCUCAUACUUUUACUUCUAUCAAUAUUUGUUUAUUGUUCUUGUGUUGGAAUCACAAGUCUUCCUGAAUUAGUUGUUGUUACUGUAGCCACAGAAAAUACAGAUGGAUUAAAAAGACUCGUUGAAUCAGCAAAACAAUUUGGAAUCGAGAUCGAAGUUUUGGCGAUGGGCGAAAAAAUGGAAUGGAGGAGAUACGAGAAUUGAACAGGGAGGAGGACAGAAAAUUCGAAUACUUUCUGAUUGGAUCGAAAAAUAUAAGGAUAAAAAAGAAACUAUGAUUUUAUUCAUCGAUGCUUAUGAUGUUGUUUUCAAUGCAAAUUCGGAAACUAUUUUGAGAAAAUAUUUCGAACAUUUUGGAGAUAAGAAUGUUGUUUUCGGAGCUGAACCAUUCUGUUGGCCAGACCAAUCAUUGACUCCAGAAUAUCCGAUUGUGGAAUUCGGAAAACGUUUUCUCAAUUCUGGUCUUUUUAUCGGUUAUGCUCCUCAAAUCUAUCAAAUUUUGAAAUUGAAACCAGUUCAGGAUAAAGAUGAUGAUCAACUUUAUUAUACAAUGGUUUAUCUCGACGAAAAACUUAGGGUAUGUUCAUUCUCACGAAGAUUUUACACUAAACAUGCUUUAUUUAGAAAGAUCUUUCGAUUGGACUUGAUUCAAUGUCAAUGAUUUUCCAAAAUUUAAACGGUGUUAUUGAAGAUGUCGAAUUACAAUUCAGUGAUCAAACUGGAGAACCUAACGCUUAUAAUGCAGCUUAUAACACACAUCCAUUAAUUAUUCAUGGAAAUGGCCCGAGCAAAUAUCAUCUUAAUUAUUUAGCUAAUUACUUGGGAAAUAAAUGGAAUGCAGAAACCGGGUGUCGAGAAUGUGGAAAACCGAAAAAUUUCGAUUUUGAUAAACUAGAAGAUGAGGAAAAUUAUCCAUUGAUUGGAUUGAAUUUAUUUGUGGCAAAACCAAUUCCAUUCGUUGAAGAAGUUUUGACAAAAAUAAAAGAAAUUGAUUAUCCGAAAAGUCGAAUUGCUCUUUUCAUCUACAAUAACCAACCGUUUUCAAUAAAAACUGUAAGUUGAGAUAAUAUAAAUGACUUAAAAACAAAACAAAUUUUUAAGAUUAUGAACUUUCUUUCGGAAAAUGGGAAAAGCUAUUACACAAAAAGAAUCAUAAAUGGAGUUACCGAAUUGGGUGAAAGAGAAGCUAGAAAUGAAGCAAUGUUAGUUUUUUUUUUUGAAAAAAAUAUAUUUGAAACCUGAUGAUCAAAAUUACAGAGAUUGGGAUAAGAAAACAAAAGUCGACUUUGCAAUUACUAUUGACGCUGAUGCAUAUUUGACAAAUAAUCGGAUAAUCAAAGAUUUGGUGGAAUAUUCCAAAAAUUAUGACAUUGGAUUUGUUGCCCCAAUGAUUGGUCAACCUGGAAAACUAUUCACGAACUUUUGGGGAGCAUUGGCUUCAAAUGGAUAUUAUGCUAGAAGUGAAGAUUAUAUGGCAAUUGUAAAAAGAAAUCGAAUUGGAAAUUGGAAUGUUCCAUUCAUAACUACCAUUUCAUUGAUAAACAAAGAAAAAUUGAAUCAAAUGUCGAAUGUUUAUUCGUAUAAUAAACAACUUGAUGCUGAUAUGUCAAUGUGUAAUUGGGCUCGAGAUAAUGGACAUUUCUUAUAUGUUAACAACGAAAAAGAACAUGGUUUUUUAAUUGUCAGUGAUGAAUUCGCUGAACAUAUUCAAAUGGGAAAAUGGCAUCCAGAAAUGUGGCAGAUUUUUGAGAAUAGAAAACUUUGGGAACAACGAUAUGUUCAUGCGGAUUAUUUCAAACUAUUAGAAGAAGGAAGUAUUGUUGAUCAAGCUUGUCCAGAUGUUUAUGAUUAUCCAUUAAUGUCAGAAAGAUAUUGUGAAGAAAUGAUUGAAGAAAUGGAAGGUUUUGGUAAAUGGAGUGAUGGAAGUAAUAAAGAUAAUCGAUUAGCUGGUGGAUAUGAAAAUGUUCCGACAAGAGAUAUUCAUAUGAAUCAAGUUGGAUAUGAAAGAGAAUGGUUAUAUUUUAUGGAUGAGUAUGUUCGACCAAUUCAAGAAAAAGUAUUUGUUGGAUAUUAUCAUCAGCCAGUUGAGGCAAAUAUGAUGUUUAUUGUUCGUUAUCGUCCUGAAGAACAACCAUCUCUUCGUCCUCAUCACGAUGCUUCUACUUUCAGUAUUGAUAUUGCAUUAAACAAAAAAGGACGAGAUUAUGAGGGAGGAGGAGUUAAGUAUUUGCGCUAUAACUGUACUGUCGAAGCUGAUCAAGUUGGUAAGUAAAAUUAACAGAUUAGAAAAAAAUAUAUGAAGAAAAACGUGAACUUUAAUCCCAGAAAACCCGAAAAAUCACAGAAAACAAGAAAACAAGAAAACGUAGACAACGAAAAAGUGAAAAAAAAAAGAAUUUUGGAAAUAAAUUGGCCGAGUCGGUUUCUAGUCCACACAUAUCUCGGCCAGCACCCAAGUUUUAUUUUUACUAGUAUUCUCCAAGGGAAAAGCGACAUUGGAGAGAUUCUCAGGGUUCCCAUAUGUUAUACUUUAAACGUGUCAAUUUCUAUAAUCUGGGGGGGGGGGUUCCCAAUUUUUAAAAAUCCCCAAAAAUUUCUUCGCAAAAACACACAGCGCGUAUUUCGCGGCAAGGUUGCGCGUAGGAUUUGGUGUUUGCGGGCAGUCGGUGUUGACAUACACUCUUAUUUUUUCCGUUCUUUCUUUAGGUUUGGGAUUUUUGUUUCAGGUUACGCCAUGAUGUUCCCUGGACGUUUAACACAUCUUCACGAGGGUCUUGCUACAACUAAGGGUACUAGAUAUAUUCUUGUUUCAUUUAUCAAUCCGUGA